UGUGUAGUACCUUUACUCGGCGGCAACUUCCGCAAAAUAUGCAACAACUAUCUGGUACCCAGUCGUUCAGUCUCAGUCAUUCUUCGUCGUACUGCUUGGUACCGUAACGUACCGUCAACAGGAUUUUUUGUGUCGUUAGUUCCACCUAGUAUAGAUGACGUGUUUGAGUUCUAAAUUGGGGCUUUAAAAGAUUUCUACAAGUUUUUUGGAUUAGCUUUAAGCAUGUCAACUUUAUUAAAAUGGGCUCAGAACACUCAGGGGAAACUCACCAAUAGUAGUAAGAGCACAAACGGUGAAAGGAAAUGGAUUCAUCCACCUGAAUCGUUGCAAAAAGGUCAUAUUGCUUAUUUGGUGAAGUUUUUAGGGAAUACCGUAGUUGAUGAAGCCAAAGGAAUAGAAGUAGUUAAAGAAGCUAUACGUAAACUAAGAUUCGCUCAGCAACUACGUAAAAGUGAAACUGGAGCGAAAACAAAAAAAGUUGAAUUAACCGUGAGUAUCGAUGGAGUGGCCAUACAAGAACCCAGGACUCAUACCAUUAUGCACCAAUUCCCGUUGCAUCAGAUAUCGUAUUGUGCCGACGAUAAAGGCGAGAAAAAGUUUUUUUCGUUUAUAGCGAAAAAUGAAACCGAAGACAAACACACUUGCUUCGUUUUCGUCUCGGACAAACUUGCUGAAGAAAUCACUUUAACCAUAGGCCAAGCUUUUGAGUUGGCUUACAAGCGCUUUUUAGAAACGUCGGGCAAAGAUUUGGAGCAUCAACAAAAAGCCAUAAUCAUUCAGCAAAAAAUUAAAAAGACAGAACAAGAAAUGAAUAUAUACAAGCAAAGAUUGUUAGAGUUAAGUGAAAUUUCCAGUAUUAGAUCUGAAAUCGAUAAUUACUUGAGGAGGAAUAAUCUUAAGAGUCUUGUGGAUUUGAAUGCAGGUGGGUCGCAUCAAAAAAACGGGCCUAGUGUGAAAAAUGAGAAGAAUGGACAAACAAUGGUGGAAAUUGCUGAUAUUAUUGAUUUGAAUGGAAUUGGUGCCCCACCAGUACCACCCCGUAACAUGGAUAAUAUUCCUACUGUCGGUACUAAACUAGAAGGACUGUUACUGAACGAAUUUGAUCAUGAUAACGAUUUCAAUCCAAGAUCAUUUGAAAAUAAUAAUAGUAUACCACAAACUCCCAAUUUGCCAUUACUUGCACCUCCACCAAAGCCAGCGAAAAGGAACAAUCUUUCAGUGAAUACAAAUUUUGAGCGAUUGGACGGUUCCCAAUUGUCUGCCUCCACAACGACCCCUAACAGUAUUUCAAGUUCCAAGAUUGAUCCCUUUGAGAUGGGCGAUUUCAAUACCAGUUCAACCACUUCGCAAGAUAUUGAAAAUGCCAUUGGAUUAUUGGACAAACGGAUAUUGGAAAUGAAGGCUGGAUUUUCAAGAGGAAUCAGUUUUGGAAACGACGAUUUUUCCUUGGAAAGCCUCGACCCACUCAAAAACUAAAAGGCAGCCAGCAAAAACCGUUAUUUGAAUUAAAAUUAAUAUAUGUUAUAAUAUAUUAUGCUUUAGAUGUUUUUCGAGCGCACCUUUUGUUAGUAAGAAUUUAAUGCCACAUAAAAUUGUUAUAUUUUUCUUUAAUUUAUUUUGUAUAAAUUUCUAAAACAAUUAUUAUUAUAUAAUUUAUGUUUCUAAAUCUGCAUUUUAUUUCAAGCAAAUAUUAACAAAACAUAGAAGUUACAUUUAUUGCCUUUUCCAUAAAAUACAUACUAAUUCAGUUAUCACGAACGGUGCAACAAUUUUUUCUUUAAAACAUUUAAAAUUUAAAAAAUACCAUAUAAAUAAAUAUUUUACACGUAACCUAAUUGUUGAACAUAUCGACCCUACAAUAAAAACAAAAUAAUAAUAACAACUACAGCCAACUAUUAAAGCUUCAUCAUUAAUAUGAAUACAUACUAUCUCAGUAAUUUAUUUUUUAACAACUUUAAUACCUUUUUUUAACGGAGAAUAAACUUUUAAUGUUAAACAUUUAUAAAUAGUAAUUGUUAUUGUCACCAGAGGGAAUCGAAUUGCAAAUUGCUAAAACCAGGUUUCUCGCGUAGCUCCCAGUAUUUUCCGUUAUACUCCCACACGUCAUUUCGAGGAUUCGAGAACCAUUUCGGUUCAUAGGGAAUGCUUAAUUCAUCGCGUCGUUUACGUCUAUCACGUUGUGCAUUUUCUAGCUGGAGUUUCAUUCCUUCGGCUGUAUUUAAAUCGCCUUCUUCGAGAGCUCUUUGAUCUGGCCUAAAC
Ceutorhynchus assimilis (cabbage seed weevil) is the source of this 2259-nucleotide messenger RNA. The record is from the annotation of a GenBank genome assembly. Lineage: Eukaryota; Metazoa; Arthropoda; Insecta; Coleoptera; Curculionidae.